AAAUGAACAGAUUCUGUGAUUAUAAAUCUUGUCAAUACUUCAUUAAAUAACCUACAAUAGAACAAAGAUCCAAACUGAAUAAGGUGAUGUGUCCGUUAUGUAUGGGUGCUAACUAUUGUAGUACCCGAUGUAGAGAUCUUGAUUGGUAAAUUAUUAUAUGUUAUUAAUUACUAAGGCCAAUAUAUCACAAAGAGAUAUGCAAAAAAUCUCAGCCAGAUAGAGCACGAUCUUGUAAUGAUACAAUUGAUUCUUGUUCAACAACAAGUGUGAGAAGAAGACCUGAAGAGUUUGAAAUCAUUAUGAUUGGGAGCAAGUAAGAAUUAGGCAGAGGAUCAUAUGGGUCGGUUAAAUUAGUCAAAGACAAACAGAAUGGCCAAUUGUAUGCAAUGAAAAUUGUAUGAUAUUUUUCAAAAUUUGUAGAUGAAUAAGAGAUAAGUUUUUGAAUAUUGUUCAGUAGAAAACCUUAAAAGGGAAAUAAAAAUACAACGCAAAUUAGUUCAUCCUCAUAUUUGCAAAUUGCACCAUUAUUUUGAGGAUAAGGAAAAUGUUUACUUAAUACUUGAAUAUGCAUGUAUAAUGUUUAUUAAAUAGAAAAUGGAUCUCUUUUUAAUUACAUUAAAAAACGAUCUAAAUUACCUGAGAAUGAAGCAUUUGUCUACUUCUUUUAAACUUGUUUGGGAAUAGAUUAUCUACACAAAAAUAAGAUUAUCCAUAGAGAUCUUAAACCAGAGAAUUUGCUAUUAGAUCACGAUGGUAAUGUGAAGAUAUGUGAUUUUGGUUGGAGUGCUGAAAGUCUAACGGAGAAAAGGAUGACUUUUUGUGGUACUUAUGAAUAUAUGGUAUAAUAAUUUAUCGAAAGAAUUAGGCACCUGAAAUGUUAAAUAAACAACCACAUGAUUUCAGUCUAGAUGUUUGGAGUUUAGGAAUUUUAUUAUAUGAAUUAUUGCAUGGAAAUGCACCCUACAGAGGGAGGAAUAAUGAGGAAUUAGGAAAUAAAAUAAAAUCUGGAUAGCCCAUCAAUUUUGCAUCAACAUUAUCAAAUGACGUUAUUACUCUUAUCAAAGGAAUACUUAAAUAUAUUCCUGGAGAGCGUUUAACAAUGGAUUAAAUCUUUGAUCAUCCAUGGAUGGUUAAGCAUGCUACUAGUUACAACAUUGAUAUUUGGACUUUUGUUUAUAAAACAUAAUAUCCUACUAGACAAAUUCCUACUGCUAAUUUUCAAUAGAAAUAGAAGGUUAUUGAGAUCCAAAAAAAAGAUCCGAUAGCCAGACCGAUUUCAUAAGAUUACAACAAAUAUAAAGAAUAGCCAAUAAAUAAUAAUGCAACUAAUUACAAAGCUUAUUAAAAUGACUAUAAUAACAAUAAAUAAGAAGACUUUAAUAAACCGAGAAUCAGUAGAGUUUCUAAUAGGAAUGAGAUUAUGAUGCAUCAACAUUAAUUGCAAUAAUAAUAAUAAGAAGAGAAGUUAUCUUUUAUGGACAGAGUGUUUCUAGCAUUUGGAUGUUUGAAUAGAGAGAAAAAAUGA
Messenger RNA from Paramecium octaurelia, 1525 nucleotides. Lineage: Eukaryota; Ciliophora; Oligohymenophorea; Peniculida; Parameciidae. The record is from the annotation of a GenBank genome assembly.